ACAAUCGCACUUGCCCAUACAGACACAAACAGACAUGAAGUGGUUCGUGCCACUUACCUUGCUGGCUGUUGCUGUUUGCAGCGGCCAUGCCGAUCAGGCCAGGUCAAAUGCGAACUCAUUACCUCGACCAGGUGGAGUAGUGUACCUUAUCGACGUGAUUUCCGAACCGAAGGACGCACCGGAAGUGAUUGACGAGCCCGUCAGUAAUGCUAUUCCGGAGAGCAGCAACGCUAAGCCCAAACACUCGUAUCUCUUGGUCAGACCGAUCCCCAUCGACGAGGCUGGAGAUGGAGUAUACUUCAGGCCUGAAAAUGGACAACCAUUGGGGGAACCUGAGACUCUUAAAGUACCUCCUCCCUCCACGUUAGUUAGACGAAGAAGGAGCAGCUACGGAAGCAAAGGUGGUGGCGGCGGUCUGCUAAGCGGGCUUUUGGGAGGCGGCUCCGGUGGUGGAUUUGGCGGCGGAUUUGGCGGAGGCGGUGGAGGAGGCGGAGGUGGCGGAGGAGGUUUUGGAUUUGGAGGUGGAAGCGGCGGUGGGAGCGGAGGUGGCUUCGGUAAAGGAGGCGGUGGCGGCCUCGGUGGUGGAUUAGGAGGCGGCCUCGGUGGUGGACAUGGAGGCGGAGGCGGCCUAGGUGGUGGACAUGGAGGCGGAGGCGGCCUAGGUGGUGGAGGCGCAGGUGGAGGCGGCCUAGGUGGUGGAGGCGCAGGUGGAGGCGGCCUUGGUGGUGGAGGCGCAGGUGGACAUGGUGGUGGAUCUGGAAGCGGUGGUUCUGGAGGUGGUGGAUUUGGAGGCGCCGGAGGUAGCGGCGGCCUUGGCGGCGGAGGCAGCGGCGGAUUUGGAGGUGGUAAAGGAGGCGGUGGUGGAGGCGGAGACGGUGGAUUCGCCACUGGAGACGUACAAAUUAUAGGAGGCGGUGGCGCCGGAGGUCUAGGCGGCGGUGGUGGCCACGGUGGUGCUGGCGGUGGUGGUAGUGGUGGAUUUGGAGGUGGUGGUUCAGGCGGUUCUAGCGGAGGAGGAUUCGGUGGUGACGGAGGUGGUCUUGGUGGCGGAAAAGGAGGCGGUGGCGGCGGUGGUCUUGGAGGCGGCGGCGGUCUUGGAGGCGGCGGCGGCCUUGGAGGCGGCGGAUCCGGAGGUCACGGUGGUGGCGGAUCUGGAGGUUUUGGCGGUGGAUCUGGUGGAUCUGGAGGUUUUGGCGGUGGAUCUGGCGGAUCUGGAGGCGGCGGAUUUGGUGGUGGAAAUGGAGGCGGCAACGGAGGUGGUGGUGGUGGCCUCGGAGGAGGUGGCGCUGGCGGCCACGGUGGUGGCGGUAGUGGAGGUUUCGGUGGCGGCAGUGGCGGCUUAGGAGGCGGAAGUAGUGGAGGAUUUGGAGGCGCCGGUAGCGGUGGUGGAGGUUUCGGUGGCGGCGGCGGCGGCCAAGGAAGUGGCGCUAGUGGAGGAUUUGGAGGUGCUGGUGGCCACGGAGGUGGCGGUAAUGGAGGAUUCGGAGGCGCUGGUGGAUUGGGAGGAGGCAAUGGUCUCGGAGGAGGCAAUGGUCUCGGCGGAGGCGGCGGCCACGGCGGUGGUGGCGGUCUCGGAGGAGGCGGCGGUCUCGGAGGAGGCGGCGGUCUCGGGGGAGGCGGCGGUCUAGGUGGUGGCUUAGGAGGAGGCGGCGGUGGCGCUGGAGGUCACGGAGGUGGCGGCUCUGGAGGUCAUGGUGGUGGAGGCGGAUGUUGUGGAGGCGGAAAAGGUUCAGCACAUGCCUCGGCACACGCUUCAGCCUCAGCUUCAUCUGGAAGCUAUGGAAAAUAAGCUAAAGAAGAAAUUUGCAACCAAAUCGUUCCAGGCAGUGAAAAUCUAAUAUUAAUAAAUGUUUCUUGUCAUACUCUACAAAUGUUAACAUGCGUGUGCGUUAUGUUAUUUUGUAAUUGUAAUUGUAUAUAUAAAAAUGAACAACUUAAGCAAUGUGAUAACUUAAUUUUACAAUAAAUAA
Anoplophora glabripennis (Asian longhorned beetle) is the source of this 1970-nucleotide messenger RNA. RefSeq names its product glycine-rich cell wall structural protein-like. The record is from RefSeq and is a predicted model, not a curated record. The transcript has 7 exons. NCBI's taxonomy places the organism in Eukaryota, Metazoa, Arthropoda, Insecta, Coleoptera, Cerambycidae. Bases 35 to 1789 code for a protein of 584 amino acids.